GGAGGGAAAAAAAAGCAGCGCGGAAACAGAAGACAAGAUGCGGUCUCAAACAGCGCGGUCCAUAAACGGACACCUAUCGUUCUUCUCCACAAAGCCUCGACUAUGCAGUGAAAAGAGCGAAGUGCCAUCAUAACCAAAUCCCACUUUAUGUGCUUCUUUCUUUCUUUUUUUAAAUUCUGGAACUUUUGAACGAAUGAAAAAAAAACGGCGGCUUGCAUUUUUUUUCCGUGUACGGUGCAGCCGUUUGGAGCAGAUAAUCGAAAGAAAAUACAUGCACAAAUGAAAUACCUUUGGUUCUGAUUGCAGAAAAUGAUGGCGGAUGCUUUGAAAGAUUCAUCUUGAUAGCGGCAUCCUCUUCUGAAGAUGACAAUGAUGAUGCCAUGCUGUGUGGUAAACUUGUCAGAUGACCAACUCAUUGCAAGGGGAUGCUUUCCUACCUCAAGAUUUGCGCUUUCAAAAUGGAUUUGGUUUUCCUAAUCAUGGCCUUGCCUUCCAAAGGAGAACACUUUAGCAGUAAGCUGCCCAUUUCUUCGUGUUAUGAAGAGUGUCCAGCUGGUUAUUAUAAAGAGGGGAACUGUGACAAUCCCGCUUCAAAGUAUAGAUGUCGAGAAUGUGUCAGUGGCACGUUCACUGCAAUAUCCAAUAGCCGAGAAAAAUGCCUGAGGUGUAGAAGCACGUGUGGUCCUAAUGAAGUGGAAAUAAAGCCAUGCGUCUUUAACAGUGACACGGUGUGUGAGUGCAAGGAGGGAUACUACAAUGCAGGUACCCAAGAAAUCUUCAAUUGCCGUCCAUGCCAGUGUCAAGCUUGUACAGAUUCUGAGAAGAGCCGUUAUGACCAACGGAAAUGUGAGGCAUGCUUCAAGGAACAGUGUUUGAAAGCUGCAGAAUGUAAGAGAAAAUGUGCAACUCCGCCUGAUACCACAGCUGCCUUAAUAAACACAUUAACAAUAGCCGCAGGACGCCCCAAUUUAAGCACGACAUCACCAAGUCAAAAUCCGCUUCCAGCAAAAGAUGAUGGACGGUGGAUGGUCAUCGUUCUGGUUGUGGUGCUCCUUUGGCUUCUGGCGCUCUGCAUCUGCUUUGCCUUCUACUUGUGCUAUGCUCCCCACUGCAGAAUCAUCAAGAACCCCGAGAACCCUACUGGGGUAUGCAACGACACUCAAGGUCACCCAGGCGGCCACCCAACCACACUGACAGUUCGUGUGUAUGAGGAAAUCCCCAUGACGGCACCCGGCCAGUCUCCAAAAACACCAGCAAGUAUCGACCAAAUCGGUGCUUUACUGGCACACUCCCAAAACAAAGAUGGCGAACAAGAGGAACCUAGCAGGCACUGGCCCCCCAUCGUCCUGUACGCGAUCAUUAACGAGGUCCCGCUGCGUCGCUGGAAGGAGUUUUUGAGAAUGCUCUCGGUGGCAGACCACCAGCUGGAACGCAUCGAGAUGGAAUCCGGCUUUAGCCUCCUGGAGAAGCAGUACCAGAUGUUGUGUCUGUGGUGCAAGCGUUCUUCAGCCAACCUCGAUGACAUCUUCUCCGCCUUGCGUGACAUGGAUUUGUCAGGCUGCGCUCAGAUGCUGCAGGAGAGGCUGGAGAGACUUCAGCGGAGGGCUCAACCAAAGGGUGAAUUCACCGCCUGCUGAUACUUCAGGUCAGGUCGUGCAACAGGAAAGACUGCUUUUGCUCAAGACAUUUGUUCAAAUAUUUGUCACUCUUUAUUUUUUUUUUAACCUUUAUUGAAACGGUUGUGCGGCCCGGUAGUCCAGUGGUUAGCACGUCGGCUUCACAGUGCAGAGGUACCGGGUUCGAUUCCAGCUCCGGCCUCCCUGUGUGGAGUUUGCAUGUUCUCCCUGGGCCUGCGUGGGUUUUCUCCGGGUGCUCCGGUUUCCUCCCACAUUCCAAAAACAUGCCUGGCAGGCUGAUUGAACACUCAAAAAUUGUCCCUUGGUGUGAGUGUGAGUGCGAAUGGUUGUUCGUCUCUGUGUGCCCUGCGAUUGGCUGGCAACCGAUUUAGGGUGUCCCCCGCCUACUGCCUGGAGACAGCUGGGAUAGGCUCCAGCACCCCCCGCGACCCUAGUGAGGAUCAAGCGGUUAGGAAGAUGAAUGAAUGAAUGAAUGAAUGAAUGAAUGAAUGAAUGAAUGAAUGAAUGAAUGAAUGAAUGAAUGAAUGAAUGAAUGAAACGGUUGUUUCAUAGCACAACUGUAAAAUGUGUUUGGACAUUCAAGUCAUACUCAACAAUGUGAAGUACAACUGUGUUAAUGCACUCAAGUGGAUAUUUACAGAUCGGCGUUUUGCUCUUCACUGAAUUUUUUUAUUUUUAUUUAUUUUUCAGGGGGGAGGGGGAGGCCUAUCCUGUUAUUUGCUAGAAAACCAACCACUUUGAUGUUUUUGUGCUCAACGGCCAUACUUUGGUGCAAAGGGCCCUUUUUGAAGUGAUUAGAGGAGUUUGCCUCGUCUACAGGCAAUUCCAAUACAACAUCAGCCUUUUUGGCCGCACGAGUCCUGACAAGGGAGAGGGGUGGGAACACAUCAUUGCACCAGCUUUAAAAUCCCUGCAUUGGCUCCCUGUAUAUAUAUCAGGAUUGAUUUUAAUGUGCUUUUUUUUUUGUUGUUUUUAAAUGUCGUAACUGUCUUGAGCCAUCAUAUUUAUCUGACCUGCUUUUAUCAUUUCAUCCCUAAAGUCCUCAGGCACUGGCCUUUAUUUAUUCCUAGGGUGAGGACCAGAAGACAUGGUGAGGCUGCAUUCAGCCAUUUUGGUCCCCAGCUUUAGAGUAGCCUGCCAGAGGACAUCAGGUCCGCAGAGAAGG
Molecule: messenger RNA, 2802 nt
Organism: Hippocampus zosterae (dwarf seahorse)
Lineage: Eukaryota; Metazoa; Chordata; Actinopteri; Syngnathiformes; Syngnathidae
Product: tumor necrosis factor receptor superfamily member 1A
Exons: 11
Coding region: 426-1637 (403 amino acids)
Biological process (GO): inflammatory response; signal transduction
Cellular component (GO): signaling receptor complex; membrane raft; mitochondrion
Molecular function (GO): tumor necrosis factor receptor activity; tumor necrosis factor binding
Source: RefSeq, a predicted model, not a curated record